Molecule: messenger RNA, 1026 nt
Organism: Triticum turgidum subsp. durum (durum wheat)
Lineage: Eukaryota; Viridiplantae; Streptophyta; Magnoliopsida; Poales; Poaceae
Source: the annotation of a GenBank genome assembly
AUGCUCUCCGCUGCCUUCGCUGUUCACCCCGCCGCCGUCGCGUCGCAGCGGCAUUCUGUCCGCCAGCGCCAGCAGUUCUGCGCUCCAAUCGGCACGGCGACGCCAAGGCGGCGGUUGCCAGUGGCGAUGCUUUCGGUCACCAACGCCGUCGCCACGCAGAGCCGCGAGAGCGCCCCCGCGUCGCCUCGCAAGCUCUCUUUCCCGAUACUGGUGAAUAGUUGCACCGGGAAAAUGGGGAAGUCUGUUGCUGAAGCAGCUGUGUCUGCUGGUCUUCAGUUAGUUCCGGUGUCAUUCAGUGCAAUAGAGGUUCCUGAUGGAAAGCUCAACAUCUGUGACACAGAUAUUCAUAUUCAUAAUCCAUCUGAAAGUGAACGUAUUCUCCGUUCAAUUGCUAAGGACUACCCAGAUAUGAUAGUUGUUGACUACACUGUGCCUGAUGCUGUUAAUGCCAAUGCUGAACUUUACUGCAAACUUGGCUUGCCAUUUGUAAUGGGCACAACUGGUGGAGAUAGGCAACUGUUGAACAAAACUGUGCAGGAUGCGAAUGUUUAUGCUGUGAUAUCCCCACAAAUGGGGAAGCAGGUUGUUGCUUUCCUUGCUGCCAUGGAAAUCAUGGCAGAGAAAUUCCCUGGUGCAUUUGCAGGUUACAAACUAGAGGUAAUGGAGUCUCAUCAAGCGACAAAAUUGGACGUUUCUGGCACUGCCAAAGCUGUAAUCUCUUGCUUUCAGAAGUUGGGUGUCUCAUUUGACUUGAACGAGGUAAACUUGGUUAGGGACCCAGAAGAGCAGCUUGCCAUUGUUGGUGUCCCAGAAGAACAUCUCGCAGGGCAUGCAUUUCACAAUUACCAUCUCACUUCGCCUGAUGAAACAGUAUCAUUUGAGUUCCAGCACAAUGUGUGUGGCCGUUCAAUAUACGCAGAGGGAACUGUUGAUGCCGCCAUGUUUCUCCACACAAAGAUACGAUCUGGGGCGGACAAGAAAUUAUAUGAUAUGAUCGAUGUCCUGAGAGAGGGCAACAUGAGAUGA